UCUCGGUGGCAUUCGCCUGCGAGCCGCAGCGCCGCGUGGUUGCGUUCUAUCCACGAUCGACAGCGUGCGCGACAGGCAGCCGGCUUUCAUCCCCCCGCGCCGAUCCGCACGCAUGAGUCGAAGCCACUGAGGUCUUUUCUUUCUCGCGCGAGCUAGCGACGAAGAGAAAGAAAGAGAGAAAAGACGCGAAGGGUAGUCUCGAGGUAGAACUCGCGGACGGCAGUCGUCGUUCCGUUAUCGGGGAAACCGGCGUGACGCCGCACGUCGUCGUCCGGGUUGCGCGCGGAACGGUAUCCUCGCGGCGCUCCUGCGUGAAGUUGGCGUGGAAAGUGCCCGGGCACGCUCCGUUUCGCCGCGUGAAGAUAGACGGGGAGGAGAAAGAGGGAACAGGAAACGGAGCUCGCGCAAGCUCUCUCGCCGACUUCCUCUGCGGACUCGCGCGCGCGAUUCGUAUCUCCGCGAUAAUCUCGCUGUGAUAUCUCGUCGUGUUUCCGCGCCUCACAUUCGCGCCUUCGUCUGAUCGUACCGCUGUGGCGCCUCCGAUUGGGACAGUGAGGGUGGAUAAGUGUGCUGUGACAGCUGUCGUCGUGGAAAAUGGAGCCGACGAGGAUCCUGCUGCUCAUCGUCCUGCUGGGGACUGCCAGCUGCCAGGACGGCAGCGUAAUCACGAGCGAGGUCCUCAAAGGUUACCAACCCAAGUUCAUUGUGGGCUGCUACUUUCCGGCGGAAUUCCAGGGCGAAUUCGUGACGCAGGUGAGCGGAAAGGCUGCGGGCACGGAGGCGGACGAGCCACUUGAGUAUACCGCCAUUAACAUCACCUUCAACGCGGUAUCGACAUGGGGCUACUGCCACAAGAGGGCCGGCGAUAACGUGCUGUUAAUGAACAGCGAUGACGGCACGGAUUGCUUACGAUGUUUCCGGCUGGUGCGGAGGUCGCGGAACGUCAUCGAGGUGUUCUCGGAAGCUGCCAACAGGUGUUACACGUCCGAGCCGGCCGCCUUGGCCUCCUGCGACACACUGAACUCCGCAUCGAUCCUAUACCGGACGAAAGAGAUCGGCGGGCAGGAGAUUCGGAACGAGUUCUGCCCGAUCGGCGGUCUGUAUCACUUCAAGUACAGCGUUAACAACGGCUCGACGACGUCGUUGGAAUGCAACACGUUCUUCUCCGACUUCAGUAACUGCCCGGACGGUUCGGUCUUGCGUUUAAGCUUCAAACGAUGCUCCUUCGAGCAACGCGAUCUUACAUUGAACUGUUUGGGCAGCUGGUCUGGGCCAGGUGGUUCUAAUUACCUUGCUCUUUGGGACAACGACACUACCGAAGGCCGACCUCGGUACAGAUGUGGGCUGUACCACGUUGAUAUAAAAAAGGGCAAGACUUAUAUGGCGUUCAGCAGUGACUCGAGCUGCACGCACAAUUUGGAUAAUUCAACCAGCGGUUACGAAACUCUGAUCCUGAGCAAGAGCCCGAAUCAGAAGAAGGUGCCAAGUUACGUGAAGAACCAUGUCGCCACAUUCCCGAAGUGGGCACAAGGGCUGUGGGAGGAGUCUCUCAUAGUCAAUGGGACAAUGACUUUCACGGAUCUCAAUGGCUACAACAGUUACACCUUCAUCACGGUGGAGUCGGGCGAGGAGACCGGCCGUUACAUCGUGUACUCCAAGGAUCAGUGCGAGCAGGACGCUUAUGUGUGCUUAAUGAUGAGACAGCGCAGUGAAAACAUACUGGAGUUUACAAUAGGUAAUUAUUUCCUAGGGAUGGUCUUGAGUCCAGUUUAUCAGAAUUACUUGUGCGACGAUCCGAAUUUGGACAAACCGGUGUGGAUGACUCAAGCACGUAUCGAACGUGCGGUGGAGUCGCCCUGUCCAAUUACGGGUCAGUAUAUGGGAAGGAUAACGGAUCUAAUGGGAAUGUGUGCCGAGUUAAGCAGCAACUGUAACACACGCGAAAUAAUGUACUUCCGAGUCAGUGAUUGUGAUUCCGGAGAGCUGUACGAAGAACGAACAUAUCUGUGUUUGGGCCAGUGGGAGGAGAGAGGUGUGAUGUAUACCUACACUAUGAGAAACGACACUAACACAAAUGAGUGUUUCGUAGGCCUGAUCGUCAGCGACGAGGAGAUAUAUAUCAAGGAAGCUGGCGAUCAUUGCAUGCGAAAUAUAGAUCCUAAGACGCAGGGAAUGCGUCUCUAUAAGAAAGGGCAAUGUUACGGGAAUUCUCCGAGUCCCGCGCCAACGCCGUUAAGACCGAUACCUCACAAUCCGGUAAUGAGGAUUACGACGACCCCACCGUCGAGAGCACAAGGAAACACCAAAGUGCCAGGCAAUGCAGUCUCCUCGUCGUCCUCCUGCAGAUCGAGCGCGUACACGAGUUUUGCGCUCCUCUUCACUAUGCUCGUCGCGCGCCUCAAGGCAGCCUCGUACACGUUCGAAUAAUGAACGCCUUCAUUCGAAUUCGAUAAUGAGCUAGUUAAUGAAUAUCGGCACUUGGAUGCACGCACUGCGUUCCGCUCUUCUCAUCUAGCGAACACGAUCGAGACAUAGAUAGGCAGGUUAUUUAUUAGAAGAAAAAAAACGACCUAAAGCGAUACCGUAGAACGCGGAGGAAACUUAUAUGCAUCCUGCAUUUUUUUAUCCUGCACAUCGUUCCGCCCACGUUUCGCGAAAAAUCUGCUUUUCCGUGCAACCGUAAAGUGAAGAGAAAGUUUCACCCUCGUCCCUUCGGUCGAGCUGCCAAAUUUUGACGGCGGCGAAUCUGUGAUUGAUCAUGACUCCUUACUGAAUGAAUUAGUGCUGUUUAAGGAGCUCCAGUGGAUGGAAACGGGUCAGAUCUUCACAGUCGCAUUUUAUGCACUGCCUUGUAAUAUACAGACGCUCGGACCGAGACUGUGCACCGUUGCGAAAAUCCAAAGAAACAGUCGCCCGCGAUGCGACCUACGGCGAAUCCAUUGUCUAUACACGCAGACGAAUAGUGAUCCUUUCGCUGAUGAACCAACAUCACAAAAUAGAAAUGACGCGACAUAAGAGUAUAAAAGGGACUGAAGGUAUUGUUUUGCAAAUGAUAUCGCAGUGUAAUGGAUGUGCAUUCAAAUUUAUCUUCGAAAGAUAAGGAACUGUAUGUGAAAUUUUGAUCACUGACGUUACAAAUUUCUCGUUCGACGUGCAAAUUUCUCGUUCAAUUUUUGAAACAAAACCUGUCAGAUACCUCCUAUACUGUUUAAGGUCGACAGUGAUAUCUCUCAUAUGAUAAUGAAAGUAAA
This is a messenger RNA of Dinoponera quadriceps, 3251 nucleotides long. RefSeq lists its product as uncharacterized. Bases 595 to 2427 code for a protein of 610 amino acids. The record is from RefSeq and is a predicted model, not a curated record. Lineage: Eukaryota; Metazoa; Arthropoda; Insecta; Hymenoptera; Formicidae. The transcript has 13 exons.